AUGGCCAUACACAUCGCUAUUCUCGCAUGUUGCCUCGUCCAUGUUGUCUCCCUUCCAUUGCAUCCUGAUGCUUCGAAUUUUUUAGACGCCAGAAUUCUUGACUUCCAUCAAUCAACUCCACGUAGUAUUGUUCAAGGCGUUGUCGAUGCCAUCGAGAAACAGAAUAAAUCACCUUCCUCUCCACCCCCCACACCUGGUGGAGUCAUAAAGGGUGUUGCCGAUGCUGUGGACAAGCAAAAUCAACCACCAUCGGACGGCUCCAAGAAAAGCUCUGGUAUUGUGGGCAGCGUCGUCCACGGUGUCAAAGAAGCUGUCGACAAACAGAAUCAGCCACCAACGGAUGGCAAGAAGAGCUCCGGCAUCACAGACGGCAUCGUUCACGGUAAUCAGCCGCCUACGUCUGGAUCUGGCGCGGGCGAUGACAAGAAGAAAGCCUCAGAUAAAUCUAGCGACAAGAAGCCGUCCACUGCAGGUCCUGGCACUGCUGACGGGGCUAAAAAGGCUUCUGAGGUUAGCGACAAAGCGGGAGAGAAGAAGCCACCCUCAUCGGGCGAUGGCGCGGGAGAUGGGGCUCGAAAGGGGUCGGGCGUGGAUGAGAAGAAGAAAACCCCCGCAUCCAGUCCUGCUGGUGAUGAGAAGAAGAAACCGACCACUAGUGUUGGUGACGACGCACCAAAGGGCUCCCCAGUUUCUGACAAGAAGAAGCCUACCUCAGAUGAGAAGAAGAAACCACCGACAUCUGGGGAUGAAGCGGUGAAAGGAUCAGGAGCUUCUGAUAAGGACGAUAAGAAGAAAUCUCCUGCCUCGGAAACGAAGACAAGUUCUGGUGUGGAUAGCAAGGUUAAAGAUACAAGUGAUCCAAAGUCAAAGAAGCCGUCUACGGACGAUGACAAGAAACCUUCACCCGACACCUCUAAAUCACCAGUUGAAGACAAGAAAAAGAAACCCACAACUUCUGGGCCUGAUGGCGACGUCUCAGACCCCGCCGACAAACAGAAGAUACCCGCUACGACGAAACAAUCUGAUGCAUCCCAUGAUGGCGCGCAUAAAGCCGCUGAUGACGAAAAGGAACCAACCUCUCCAGCAACUGAUGCUACGAAGAAGAAAGGCGAUGCCAAAGGUGCGACGGAUGCAGCGGACAAGCAGAAGAAACCUGCUACAACCAAGGAGUCGAGCGAGGGAGGGGCUGUCAAAGGUGCGGAGGAUGCAGCGGAUAAGCAGAAGAAACCCGCCACAACUAAGGAGUCCAAUAUGGCGCACGGUACCGCUGAUGGUGCCCAUAAAACGGUUGAAGAUGACAAGAAAGGAUCUCCGUCGGCGUCGACAACGAGCAGCACGAAGAAGGGAGGGAUCGCGCAGAGUAUUAUCGAUGCAGUGGACAAGCAGGUGAAGCCUGCUGGAAAGGGAUUAUCGACCGUUAUAACGUUCUACUCGUCGGGCAGCAGCACCGGCAGCACGCGUAAUGGUGAAGAGGCCAUCAACGCCUUCCUCUGUCAAGCCCACAUGAAGACAUCCUCGACAAUACGAACCUCGUUUAACGCUGCUAUUUAUCAUCGUCAAAGUCCUAACAGACGUUUGGAGGCAACGAGUUUUAAGGCCGCUAAUACGGUCACCAUAGUGUGGACAUCAGUAUCGGACAGUGAUUACAGGCUCGUUUACUUGUAUCUCAUACAUAGGGUCUACUAUUUUAAGUACGGACUUUCACUGUAG
Laccaria bicolor S238N-H82 is the source of this 1710-nucleotide messenger RNA. RefSeq lists its product as uncharacterized. The coding region runs from base 1 to 1710 and encodes 569 amino acids. The transcript has 5 exons. NCBI's taxonomy places the organism in Eukaryota, Fungi, Basidiomycota, Agaricomycetes, Agaricales, Hydnangiaceae. The record is from RefSeq and is a predicted model, not a curated record.